CUCAAGCAACGGGCAAACCUCUGAAUCUGCUGGACUUGCCCAUGGAUGUAUUGCAGGAGAUCAUGAAAGAGGUAUGGACAAAUGGUUUCACCAUCUGAGACACGGUCGGCUGACACGGAUGCAAUGCAGGUGACGCAUACGAACGACCUGACCUCCCUUGCUCUGACCUGCUCCGCGCUCCACGGCUUGGCGAUCCCGCAGAUGUACUCUCGCUUUGAUAUCGUCUGGCCCGAUACCCUGUCGUCCUCCGACCACCCCGCCGGCGUCGACGCUCUGUCCUACGGCCUGGCCACGCUGGUGAUGGGGGAGGAUCUGUUCCACGAGCUGCCUCCCCGACGAUCGCUCCCGUGCCCGCACUGCGGCUGCAGCUGCCUCGCGCCCGGCCGGGAGGAGGCAGAAACGCUCCGGCGCGUCCGUCGCGGCAACUACUACGCACAGUACACUCGCAAGUUCUCCGUCGGGAAUGGUCCGCUGGUCUGGGUCCAGGAGUACGCGGUGACCAAGGAGACGGGCAAGAUGCUGGGAACACUGGUCGCGCUGGCGGUGGCUCGGAUGGUGAAUCUGGAGACGUUCGUGUGGGACAUGCCUACGGGGGUCUUGCGGGACGUGUGGAUAGCACUGUCGUCCCUGGCGGACCGGCCCGGACAUGAAAGUCGCCUGGAGCGCGUCUGGGUCCGCUGGCACGACAACUCGGAGAACGCCAUGCGUCCGCUGGCAGGGCCGCCGACUGCAUCGUCCGUCACGCUCCCGGAGACGCACGCGGCCGUGGCCAGCGCGACGGGCCAUCCGUCCCUCGUGCAGCGGUACGGGCAUGUAGAAUACCCCUCCCUGUCGAUACUCCCGCCGCUGAAGAGCUUGAGUGUCCUGGAUAUAGACGAACCAUCGUAUCUCGAAGAAAUGGCCGUGCUUAUUGAGCGCUCCCGAGACCGCCUCAAAGAACUCCGUAUUGGCAUCUCCGCCAAGGCCCAUCAGGCGCCCUGGCUGAAGCCCGCGGGCAACUGGCAGGCCGAGCAGCCGUCCCCGAUCAGCGGCGUGUGCGGUUGGCCUAAAUCGGGUGGCGUGCUGGGAGCUGUGCUGGGUCGGUCCGAGGAGCCCGUCCGUCCUGAAGGAGCGUCUAAGGCGCCGGCCAGCCCGGGCUUGCACGGUGCCACUGCCACUGCCACGGCGGAGGCACUGAGCCCUCUGCCGUUGUCGACGGACAGCAUCAAUGCCAUUACUGUGGACAUGCAGAACACGCACAUCUCGGAGCAUUCCGGACAAGCAUCUGAGCCCAAAGCGCCCCGAGAGAGCCACAAAGCGUCUCCGGAAACGACGUUCGCGGUAUCAGGAGAUCGCCAGUUGAAGCUUGAAACGCUGGAGCUGGAGCGCGUCGUGCUGUCCAUCCCGGUUGCGCUGCACGCACUGGACUGGACGCGACUAGCGACCCUGACGAUCCUCCGCUGUGACGGCCACGAGAAGCUCUGGCGAGCACUGCGUCGGCAGUUCUCCCCAUCGACGUCGCGCUCCAAGCACGGGAGGAGAGGCGGGAGCCAGAGCAGCUCGACCGAGUAUCAGCUGCGGCUCAAGCAUAUCCACACGGAUGCCGUCUCGCCGUACUUGCUGCUGUUCAUCAAGGACACCCUGGCGCCGAACACCCUGCAGACGCUCUUCCUGCACGAAGCGCCCAUGUACGACUCGGUUGUGCACAUUGACGCGAUCUAUAAGAAUGCCAUCCGCAACCACCAUCUCAGUCUGCAGAAGAUCCUGGUUGAUAGUACGCAGCGCUCCCCUGGGGGGAGCGAGAUGCCGAGUGUAAGGUGGUAUAAGUGGAUGUUCACCCGACAGAUGAUCACUUUCAUAAGCAGCGGACGCAUGCCAAGGCUAAGAGAGCUGUCUAUUGCUCUUCACUCGCGAGAUUGGCACUACUUCAUCCAACGGCUCCCGUACAUGCCUCACCUCCGCGCGCUACACAUCCCCCACAUCGCGCGUCCGGUGCACCGCGACCCGAAAGAACUAGCGAUGCUCAUCCUCGACAUCGUGACCAUCCGCCCGGAAGUCGGAAUUACCUACGUCGGCGUACAGAACAAAUGCUACGAGAUCCUGGAGGCGAAGGACGGCGACCCGGGCGAGUUCUACGACACAGACGACAGCCACAGCGAAGGAUUCGUCCCCGGCGGUGAAGAAUGGGCUGGAUCGGACACGAACGAAGAGGAGUCGGACGACGACGGCGGCGCCAGUGCCGUGGACUCACACUCGGAACUGUCCUCGGAUGACCGCGGCUCGUCCGACGGCGAGGACUCUGAUCUCGAUUGCAACAAGUCCCGCGUAUCGUUCCGACUGCGGGAGAUCUUGUUCUACGAUGAUAAGAUCGCUGUCUUCAAGGCAAGGCAUGGCGUUUUGUGAUGCGAUGCGAUGCGAUGUGAUAUGCAUAUGAAUAUGAGUGCGAUUGUGAUUAUGAUUGUCAAUUGAAUGUCACUGUGACGGGCUGUAUCUCGGGCGUUGGUUGUGAGGGUUUCCACGAUACCAUGAGCGUCUGCGUGUGUGAUUGAGCGCGUUCUUAUGGGAUUUAAAUAGUUUGGAUACGAUGAUUUUUUUUUCAUGGCUGACUGACUGGCUCUAGUGAGACCGUGAGUCCACGGGGGUUGAUGUAGAAAUUUACGUAUUGG
Aspergillus heteromorphus CBS 117.55 is the source of this 2645-nucleotide messenger RNA. RefSeq lists its product as uncharacterized. Bases 82 to 2382 code for a protein of 766 amino acids. The transcript has 2 exons. NCBI's taxonomy places the organism in Eukaryota, Fungi, Ascomycota, Eurotiomycetes, Eurotiales, Aspergillaceae. The record is from RefSeq and is a predicted model, not a curated record.